This is a messenger RNA of Pocillopora meandrina, 858 nucleotides long. The record is from the annotation of a GenBank genome assembly. NCBI's taxonomy places the organism in Eukaryota, Metazoa, Cnidaria, Anthozoa, Scleractinia, Pocilloporidae.
AUGACCAGCAUAGAAGGCGACACAGUAAUUGUGCCUCUGGAGGUUAACUUCAUGAUCAGUGUUAUCAUUAACAGCAUCACCUGUCCUUUCACAGUUCUGCUUAACGUGCUCGUAAUUAUAGCCGUCAAAAAAAGACGACGACUCCGAACUAACAGCAACAUCUUGCUGGCCUGUUUAGCUGUGACUGACGCAUUAACUGGUCUCUUUGGUCAACCGUCAUAUGUCCUUUGGAGGAUAUUCCUAAUAUUUGGCCUCGGUGGCAGUGAAAUACUUAAACAAUUUAACGUCAGUGUUAUGUCUACACUUUCGUCUUCUUCAAACCUUCAUCUGAUGUUGGUUACUUGCGAGAGGCUCAUAGCGAUCAAAUAUGCGAUGCACUAUUCAAACGUUGUAACUAAUAUCAAACUAAAGAUAGCGGUGUUAGCAAUUUGGAUCAUUGGUUUCGUGUGUGGUACUUUAGUUGCGUUAAAAAUGUACCAGGCUAUGCUUCAUAUCGCAAGCCUCAUCACGAUUUCAUGUAUCGUGCUCGUUGCCUUCGCAUAUGUGAUUUUGUAUCAUGAAACCUGCCGUCAUCGAAAGAAGAUAAAAGCACAGCAACUGCCCCAAGAAGAAGUGGAAAGAUCUAUCAAAGAGAACAAAGCACUUAAGACAACAGUGUUUGUAGUUGGUGCUAUCAUUGUGAGCCUUCUUCCGCUUGGUUUCUGUCUCAUCGGUACAGCUACAGACCUCUUUGAUACCUGCCCCAUCGAUGAACCAAUUUGGAAAACUUGCAGCAUGUUAAACUCGUUUGUUAAUCCAUUGAUCUACUGCUGGAGACAAAACGAAAUGAGAAAGUUCGUACUUAGAAUAAUGAAGUAG